AUGGAGAUAAGAUUAGAAGUUUUGACAUCAACAAGUAUCAAACAGAAAAAACCCUGGCCUAGAAUUUCCUGGUUGGGACAGGAAAAUGAAGCUGUUUUUCUUUUGGAUGGUAAAUUCAUAAAUGAGAUUAAUUUGCUGUCAGGAAGAACAAAGAAGAUUCCUAGUCUGCAGACUUUGUUGAAGAAUGUUUUUGUCCUGACAACAUCCAGUAAUGAUGCCUGGUUGGCUGGGGUACUCACCACUGGGGAGCUUUUCCUUUGGAACAAAGAUCAAGAUUGUUUGAAAACUCUACAAGUAACUGAACAGCCUAAGGAAAUGAUAAAAGCCUCUGUAGGAAGCUCUUCAAGACUACACUUGUAUGUUUCUGGAAAUGGAAAAAGAGUUCUGCUUAUAGCACCUUCUGGAUGUGUAUUUCUUUGGGAAUAUUUGGAAUUAAAGAAUAUUGUAUCUUCAAAAAGCCUCAUAUUGGUGGGUCAGUGGUCCCAGAUCAUACCUGAAGAAGCAGUUCUUUUGCCUUCUACUGAUGAUAAAGAAGCUGUAGUGAAUGCUGUUUUUGUAGAAAAUGAGUUAUUUGGUGACUGCUGCCUGUGUUCAUUUACAUUUUAUUCUGGGGAAUGCCUGAAGUUAACGUUUCUAGCAAUUCGGUGGCAUGAGAAUGUAUUUACCCCUUUAAGGUCAUUGCCCUACCAUGUUCAUUGGGCACAACAGGAUUGUCUUCUGAGUAGUCUGAUUCCCACAUGUGAAUCCAUAAAGUCAAGAGGAGCACUAAUUUCUGCAUUUUCAAGAGAUGGCCUCACCCUAGCAGUAACUCUUAAUCAGACAGACCCAAAGGCAACUCAGGUAUUAUUUAUAAACACAGUGAAUUUUGUUACUCUCUGUGGUAGCCUUAAAGGAUGUAGUAAUAAGAAUCCUGUGGUUCCAGCUACACUUGUCAGGUCCUAUUGGGUAGGUGAUGUCAGCUGGACGCAUGAUAGUCUUUUCCUGGCUUGUGUGUUAAAACGUGGUUCCCUGCUGUUAUUGACCUGCCAAGGUGAAUUGCUAACAUUAAUUACAUUUGGUUGCUCUAUUGAAUUUGGGCCAGCAGAAUUUAUUCCUCUUCAUCCACUAAUAACAUAUAGACCACAGCACUUUACAUUUCAAGAUUCAAAUAAUUCUGUAGAUUCAUCAGCUUCUGAUAGUGACCCUAUGAGACAGAGGUUUUCUAUAAAAGCACAUUCACGGUUACCCUACUUCAUUAUUUCUGAUGGAUACAUGAUCACAACUCUUCGAUUUCUUGAUAACCUGUCUCCUUCAGUGCUCAUGAGAUCACUUCUACUUGAUUCAACCCAGAGGCUUGAGAAAACAUACCAAAAUGUGAUGUUGUCUAAGCCAAAAGGCAAAGGACUGAACUUGCAAUCACUGGAUUCCCUAAGGUCUAGCCUGUUAAAACAGCAAGGAAAUGAAAGUUCAGCUGAUUCUACUGUCCCCAAGUUUUUGCAAACAGAAGAAACAAUAAAGUUAAAUGAAAAAAAAGAUUUUCAGGACUUUGAAGCAGAAGAAACUAAUGAAGGCAAAUACUUUCCAAACACCUUAUUUCCUUUAUGCAGCCAAAAAAGUGAUCCUCUGUUUAUCAGUGCCAAGGAGGGAAGAUUGGAAUUUGCAUCUAUGUUUGAUACAAUACAUGCAAAGGAUGAUAUUAAGGAGACAGACAAAACCAUUACAGAACUGCAUUCUAUUCAGAAAAAUCUUCUUGCAGCAUGGACUGUAGGAAUUUCAAAAAAUGUGAUAGAAAAAAGUUUAAUGUUAAAUUAUACAGUAGUUUGUAUCACUCAUUUUUUCUACAUUCUUCAGUUUGUAAAGUGUCCUUUCCCAAAACUUAGUAUUUUUUUAAGCAAGAUCCCAAAACAUAAUUCAUGGGUACUUUGUAUCUUCCAACUUUUUCAUCAGUGUUUAUCCACCCAGUAUUGGGAUAUGAGAUAUAGGCAAGACGUGAGACAUUUGAUAAAACUGACCUCAAAUACUAUAAAGCUUUUGCUGACUCAGCAACAAAAGGGUCACUUACUCUCAGAGAACCUUUUUGCCUGCUUUUAUUUACUCAGAAUGGUAGCUGACAAUUUAAAUGGCAUAUAUCAACUUCAACCUGAAGUUAUUUCAGCAUCAGCUGAUGGAAGUAGAACAACAGAUCAAGACUCAUUGGUGGUAUCUAUUUUUCAAAUGUUUCAAGACAGUAGUUCUCAGGAAAACUGGUCUUGGAAGUCAUCUUUCAAGAUUCAUCCUCAAGUAACAAAUCUUGUUCAACAGCCGAGUCACAGAUUGAUUGCCCUCUGGAGAAUAUUGUACAAAAAAACUUUAUGGUAUCAAGCACAGUUAAGUCGAAGAAUUCCUGAAGGUGACAGACAGUUAAUUGAAAAUAUAGCAAAUGAAGCAUCUACUGUCAAAUCCUUGUUAUGUCAUAUACAGGCUAAUUUACAGACUGCUGGAGAUCACUUGAACCAGGCCUUAGAACUUACAUCAAUCCAUGGUGAAGAAUGUUUUCUGUUAGGAUCAUAUGAAAAGUCUAUUCAACUGUGGAAGAAAGCUCUAGAAGAAACCCAAGAGACAGGAGGAAGAAGGACCUGUUUUUUUCAGAUACGCUAUUAUCUCUCUCUAUUAUACUGCUACCUUUAUAGCUAUAAUUUAAAUGAUGCUCAAGGAUUAUGUGAUCAGCUAGUAAGAGAAAUACUGAGAUGGUCGCAACUACUUGUUAAAGAAAAUGAAGAUUGUUCAGACCCUAACCAGUCUGGCUGUGAGUCUGUGGUGUCUGGACGCGUCUAUCCUGAGGCUGCACUAAGAGUCAUCCAGGCCAUGGCUCGUUUCAUGGCUGCCUACUUCACCAAUCAGCUGCUUUGUAUUUUUCCUCCUCACAGUGUGAAUGUUCUUCCUCCACUUCAUAUUAAAACAGAGCAGUCUCUUCGACUUAUUCCUCUGCAACACUCCAAGGUGGCCAGUAUUGUUAGAGACCAGAAUCUUUCUAAUGUGUGGACAGUUGAAUAUGCCCUUGAAUUAUUGUUCAUUGGUGGCUUGGUUACAGAGGCUAUAUGGUUAGCAUAUAAACUUGGAGACUGGAAGACAUCUGUUGCAAUUGGCGUGGCCUUCCAACUCUUCUAUAAACAUGAUAGCAAUUUUGUGAGGUCCAAAAAAAAGUGUCCGAAGCUACCAUUAAAUAUGACUCCAGCUCACAUUUUUCAGAAAAAAUUGCAGUGUUUUUUAGGUCAACCAACCUCUUUGGAAGGAAAACAGGAAAUGGGCUCAAAAUAUAAACAAUUCACAGAUCCCAUUGAAGAGGAAGAUGCAAAUCUGCUAUUUGGUUCAGUACAAGAAGUCCUGAAAGCAUCAGUUAUGGCUGAUGUGGAUAUUCUUUCAGACACUUUACAGCAUCUGAUAGAUUCUGCCAAGGACUUCAGUAAGAGACUGUGGGGCUUAGUGCCUGCCGGCUUGUAUCUUCCAGCUCCUCCAUUAUAUUGUCCCCAGCCAGCUAUUCUUAGUGAAGAAGAUGGAGAUGAUCUUUUUGUAAAAGCUGAAAAAGACAAUCGCCAAAAGGUGUCUAGAAUACUUCAGAGAGUUCUCUUGCUCUUCAGGGCAACUCGGUGUUCUUUUCCUGUAGCACAGUGGUACAUUUUGCAGCUGAGGAGGGCAAGAAAAGUCAUGCAGAAGAUUCGAAUGAAAGGUUCUCUUCCAUCACUGAAUCCUUUCCCCCAGUCCUUACUUAACUACUGUAAAGGAGGAGUAGCAUUCUUCAGACCUGGAGCAACUGGAGACCACAAGCUUGAUGAAGUUUCCAUUAGAGCAAUUGGUUUCUUCAGAGAACUUUGUGCUUUGUGCUGGGUGCUACAUAUCCGUGAUAAAUUAUCCUAUAGUUGUAGGCAAUAUCAGAAAGCAAGAGAAAAUGUGAUGGGAGAAAAGGACUUUGAAGAGGAGUUUGAUUCCUGUAUGGUGGAGCAUUGUCUCAGUGCACUGGAAUGGGCUUAUAGAAUGCUACCUUUCUCUCGGUUUUUUAAUAUUGAAGAACUUAUUCAGGAUAUAAUUUUGAGCCUUAUUGGAGAAUUGCCACCAAUCAGAAAGGUGGCAGAAAUAUUUGUGAACGCAUUUCCCAAUCCUGAGGAAAUAAGAGUUCCUUUAAGAGAAAAGUAUCACUGUCUUCGACAGAGACUCAGACACUGUGUUGUAAAAGGUCCCCAGACUGAGGAAAUGAUGUCUGUUGUCAUGCAUUCUAUCCAUAAAGUGAGGGUAAAAGCUCUAAAACGUGUGCGGAGAAAUAUAGGUUCUUUUGAGAUGAAUGUAUGGGAACCAAUUGAAGAAGAAAAACCAGAUGAGACUGUGGGUUUGGAUAGGUUUUCUCUGGGGACUAGCCUGAGCAGAAGCACCCUCACAGAACUGGGAAAUUCUAUGAUCCAUAGUGAAGGAGAUACAGCCGAUACAUUCUCUGAAGCUUUGUUGGCUGAAGAAAAAACUAGGAUACCUUUCUGUCAAAGAAACUCCCCAGAUAACAUGGAAUUAACACUGAUUCAUAAGCCCAGUGAUAGAAAGAAAAUAUGUAAUCAGAGCAAAAACCCUAAAAGGAAAGAAGAUCACGAAAAGCUAUCACAAAGUACACUUCCUAUAAUAGGUAUUUGGGAAUUUGAGCGUGAUGAUGAUGAAUAUAUUAAAUUCCUUGAUCUUUUCUUGAGUUACGUUCUUGAAAGAGACCUUCUCAGUUCCAGAGAUCCUGUCAUUCCAUUUUUAACCAGCUUUUCUGUACAACUUAGAGAACAUGAGCUUAAUUCUUUACUUUUUGAUGUACAUACAACAUUAAAACGACGUCAGGGCAAAACUAAAAGCCAGAAUGUGUUUAGAGCUGGCUCUUGCUUUGUAGUUGCUCCUGAGUCACCUGAAUCUGGAAAAGCAUCCUCUGUAAGUGAUGGAUAUGCCAUAACUUUAGAAAACCACGCACUUUCGACUUCAGAACUUGUUAGUCAUGGGAUGAGACCUUUUUUAGAGAACCCUUUGCAUGAAAUCAGUAAAGAUGAAGGAAAGAGUGGAUUGUUUGGUUUAAAAAAAAAGUCAAUUUACAGAAUUCAAGAUGGUAAUCGAGAGAAACCUCUGAACCAGAGACCAUCAAACCAUAGUUUUUGGUCUUCCAAGACCACUAUAACUAGAAGACACAGUUUCAAAGCAGUUCAGUGCAAUGAUAUUAACCCUCAGGAAGAUCUCCCUUUGACAGUAAAGAAUGCAUUUGGUAGUAUAGGAAGACUGUUGGAGUGGAUGAUAAGGUGGUCUGAUCGAAGACUGCUCUGUGAUUCUGGUAUCACUCGGUCACCCUGUGAGUACAGUCCAGUAAUUCGUGUGAAGACUUCUGCAGCUGCCAUUCUUACCUCAUUAUGGCUUUUGGAGCAACCCUAUUAUUUUUCUACAUCUAAGGCAAAAAAUGCCAUUAUUAAGGAGCUAGAGAAUCAUAGUAAGUCUCAGAUUGGAUGCAGUAUGGAGAGGAGGAGGAGCAAAACUGAUGCUGGCUGUUUAGCUGUAGUAGCAACUCAAGGUGGAACUGAGGAAAGAGAUGAUCAGAAUGAAUUCUGUCAAAGUAUCUUGAAUGGAAAGCUGACUGAAGCAGAAAAUCCUAAAGUAAAAGAAGUCAAUGAUGAGAUUAUUUCCAUCAGUCAUAAUUCUGAAAAAGAAUUUAUAGAUACCAGUGAGAAUCUUUUAGAAGUAGAAACAUUUACACAGGAUGAAAUGGAUAUGCAUAUGUCAGACUGUGAAGAAGAAUCUGUUGGAGGUCUCAAAAGUCCCAAUAUUGCCAUUUACAUGCCAGCUUUACCACAGCAAUUGGAAGAGCAUCUGACAGAAGAGGUUUUGUGUCCAAGGGAAGAACCAUGGGAGGCAAAUAUGAAAGAAAAAUCAGUUGAACAGAAAGGUAUGACUGAAGCCUUUUCAAAUCCUGAACAUGCUGUUUCUCACUCGUUUUGUAUAGAUACAAAUUCAGAAAUUUCUAGUGUACAGAUUUCUGCAUUUAAAGGUAAAUCUCCUUCAUUUCUGCCCCUGGUAUCAACUGGAGUCAAUGUUGCUUCAGAAACACCUGUUCCAUCACCUGGGACGACCCAGAGAAGUGAACACAGGGCUCCAUUACCAGAUUCUUCAGAUUCUGUUAGACAAAUGCUCCAAGAUGAAAUGUUUAAAUUAGUUCAGCUGCAACAGAUCAAUUUCAUUAGUUUAAUGCAAAUAGUAGGAUCAUCUUUUGCUAACCUCCCAGAUGUGCAUCAACUUCUACAGCAGACUCAGAUUGAACGUUUGGGAACAAGCCAGGUUUCAAACCCUACAGGAGGGAGUGAUGAUGUUGAAGUCAACAGAAGUAGGAAUCUUAGUCAGAAAAUUUUCGUUAAACCACAGUCCAUGGGAGAGUACACCAGGGAGUCUGUCAAGAAUAACUCACAUGGCCAUGAAGAAAUUAUCCAUUCUGAUCAAAAUAAUAAUGGAAAUCUUCAGAAUGUUCCCCAUGGGAAUGUAUCUUCAUGUCAAGUAGAUGGCCAAUCUCAGAGGAUAGGACUCACCCUAGCAUCUCAAAGCUUAGCACCCCCUUCAAUUUCUCUAACUCCUGCUGGAAAUACUCCCUUCCAUCUUUUGUCCACGCCUUCUAAUGUCUGGAAGACACCUAGACUUAUCCCACCUGCCAAAACGUCCAGUCCUGAUUCUGGCUUUCCUUUGCUUCAGUUUGAGCAUAAACAUGAAUUCAAGCCCCUUUCUUUACAAGCAGAAAGAGUACCACACAUUCCCUUUCGGCCUCUGGCCCAGCCAAGAGAGGCUUGGGGGUUAUCCGGUGGCUUCCAGCCUCCUGUACCACAGGGAAAAAUACCCGCUACCUCAGGAUCCCACUCAAACUCAAGCCACUGCAGUACUGAAACCAUAAACAAAGCAACUGAGCAGAAGAAAUGGGCAGAAAGUGUAAUUACAGACAUUCCUAUGAAUGUGAACUUCAGUCAGUAUAUUGGAGAAGAAAACUUGACAUCUCAACAGGACUCUGUAAUAUUAAUAAAGCCAGAAAAACUCUAUGAUGCUAAGCAAGGGUCCCUUAAGAUAUCUCCUGAGAAUUCCUUUGGACUUCCAUUGUUGCACCUGCAAUUUAAGUCUCCUUAUAUAUUUUCAUCAGCCACAAGAGCAUCAAUUACAGUUCCCCCAAGACAUACUAGAACUGUAGCAGAAGAAAGAAAAUACCCACAACUGUCAUUAUUGCAAUCAUGUUUGUCCUCGGAAAAUAUGUGUAAGAAACCGCAGCUUAUCCCACUUGAAAACCUCAUUACGUUUAAACAAAGCCAGCAGAAACUAACACAUCAUCAUUUAUUGCAACAAGGGGAUUCUGGUUGCCUUCAGCUUCUCAAUAUCAAAGUAGAACCAUCUGGAUUAAGACAAGGAAAGAACAGUCACAAAAGGCAAAAAAGACGAACUGAGAAAGAGCUGCAAGAAAAAAGAUGCGAAAAACUUAGGACAAAAACAAGUGUGAGUUUCUGGCCAGAGGAUUCCUUCAUUAAUAAUGAUGACUCAGAAAUUGCCAUGAAACUCAGAGAACAAGAACAUCAUGUUUCUCAGCCUUUGGAUGAUUUCAGCAUUCCUCUUGAAAUGCUUAAAGAUGAUGUUAAUACUUCAGCGGGAUUGCACUUCAUGGCUUCUGUACAAAAGAAAGUUAUAGGAAGUCAGGAUGCAAGCACAAAUACAGAACCAGAAUAUGAACCUGUAACUGUUCCUCAGCUGUUGGUUCCAGAUGUACAUCUCAAUGUCGAACUUCCUACUAAAAUAUCAGAGAAAUCUUUGUCUCCUUCAGCACCUGAUAUGGUAAUAAAUUAGGAAUUACCUGUCAGAGCAGAGCCUUCAAAUGAGAAUGUUAUCAAACAGCAAAGUGAUCAUCUGGAGGUCCCAUCAUCUGCAGAGUUACAUUAUCUGGCAGCUUCAGUUACUAGUACUUUUCCCCCACACAACUGUAAAAGUCAAGAUCUACCAAGACCAAGAUUCCAGUUCCAAGAACAGAGCACAAAGUCAGACUCUGAAGAAAAUUAUCUGCUGUGGAAAGUGCUGCAGGAUGUCCCUGCAGCUCACCAUACUGCAGUUCGCCGUGUGCCAAGCCCUGCAGCUUGCCGACUUGAGUUUCUCACCACUAAGCUUCAGAAAAUUGAUGAACAGCUGUUAGCAAUUCAGAACAUUGCCGACAACAUAGAGCAGGAUUUCCCCAGACCUGAAAUGCUAAGUUUACAUCAUGAAAAGGUUGGAUUGAUGGAUCAUGUUGAAUCGUCUUCUGGCCCUGAAUACAAAAAACCAGCAGCUUCAAAAGCCAUCAGCAUUUCUGAAGAAGUGAAUUUCCUGACUCAUAUGGAUGAAGAAGAUAGAAGUGACAAAGAUGAGACUUCAGAAGCUGCAUUUUCGGUAAUGGAAAAUCAUUCUAGUCCGAAAACUUGUGUGUUCCUUUCUGCUGAUUCAGCUGUCAGUCUUUCCAGUGACCAGAAUACUUCUUCACCUGGUGUGAAUAACAGUGAUGAAUUAUUUGAAAGUAUUUCAGUAGAUCCACUCCAGAUGGCUGGAUUGACUGACAUUGCAGACAUUAUCAAUGAUCUUAUAACUAGAGGCGGAGUUUCCAGUAAAGAGCUUGGUUUAACAGAACAACAAGCAAGGAGUAUCUCCAGGAUUCAGCAUUCUUCUGGCAGAUGUCCACAAAGAACUGAGAAGGAGAGAAGAGAGAUUCGAGCCUGGAUGAAAAGAAAACGAAAAGAAAGAAUGGCAGAGUACUUAAAUCAGCUGGCAGAAAAGAGAGGGCAAGAACAUGAUCCCUUCUGUGCCAGAAGCAAUCCAUUUUACAUGACUUCAAAGGAAAUCAGGCUGAGACAAAAGAUGAAGCAUGAGAAAGAUAGGUUGCUGCUCUCUGACCACUAUAGUCGGCGAAUCACACAAGCAUACAGUCUGAUGAAUGAACUGUUAUCAGAAUCAGUACAACUGCCAGUAACUGCACAGAAACCAUCUCCUAACAAACCCAGCACUGCUUGGCAUUCUGGACACCAGUGCUGCCCUUCUCCAAGGAGAGAGUAUCACCAUGGGCAUAAUUUUCUGAUAAAUCAACCUGGAAAAGUCAAAUGUGUUUCAAAAUCAAGUCAUACCCAUAAAGGGCAAACACUUGAACCAUCUCAAGAUUCACAUUGGCGAUGUGGCUCUCAUGCUCCAUGUCUGCAGCAUACAAAAAAACAUAGAUGUGCUGGGCUUGCACCUCAAACAACGCAGGUGCGUAUAGAAUAUGAGAGAGAGGAGAUCAUGACGAGUCCCUGGACGUUACCUCCUGAAAUCCACCAAAUUCUUCAUGAGACUCCUGGUUCCCUUUCGCAGGACUUGUCACAGGAAGAGUCUGAGCCUCAUUUUGGGAUGGCUGGCAUGCACAGCAUGUCUGAGAGCACUGGCAGCAUCCUCAGCAAUCUUGACUGGAAUGCCAUUGAAGAUAUGGUGGCCAGUGUGGAGGAAAAGAGCCUGUCCGUCCGCUGGGCCAUGGACCUGUAAAGUCUGGACAUCAUUCUGUUUCCAAGCACCAGCAAGCAACUCAUUAAAGUGCUUCUGAAAGAUUUGGGGGUUUAGGAGAGGAACAAUGAAGGAAGCAAACUGAAUUCACCACCUACACCCAUAUUAUCUCCUGGAUUAGUCCUUUCAAGAGGGAAAAUAAACAUUUCUCAAUGAUUUUGUCUUCAUAAGGGCUGUUUAUAAUAGAUGUGCUAAGUCUUUGCAUUUGGCUUAUGUUUAGGCAUCAUUUAAAAACACAUAAGUACCUUUCAAGCCAUGUUUGCAUAAUAAACUACUUUCAGUAAAAAUA
Messenger RNA from Marmota flaviventris (yellow-bellied marmot), 9823 nucleotides. The record is from RefSeq and is a predicted model, not a curated record. NCBI's taxonomy places the organism in Eukaryota, Metazoa, Chordata, Mammalia, Rodentia, Sciuridae.